ACGUGAAACUUUGCUGAGGAGUUGGUUGGUGAUUUUGCUGUGUGCAGUUUGGUGCUCCGUUAACUCGGCAGACAAUCUAAAGCGAGUGGAUCAGUGUGCUCCCAACUAUUUUUAGAAGUUUGCCUAAUGGGGGAAAACGAAAGGGCUUGAAGAAACUGCAGAGGGAAAGUGUCGACUGCGCUGCAAUGAGCUCGCACAACACUCCGAAGUGACGGAAUAAAAAGAAGUUUUCCAGAACAGAAGUUCAAAGCUUUGCUUCAGCUCAACUUAACUUUAAAACGCAGUGGCCACUGGAGAAGUUGCUGUGCAGCGCAAUGGCUGCCCAGUGCGACACUUUAAGCGGAUACUUGCAGCAGUCGGACCAGGGCUCGAACAGUGAGCGCAGCACCGACUCUCCCCUCCCGGGAUCAGAGGAAGAUCUGAGCGGACCCCAUCCGCUGCCAGACCCGGAGUGGACUGAGGAGAGGUUUCGAGUGGACCGCAAGAAGUUGGAAGUCAUGUUAUUAGCUGCCUCUGAGGGGAGAGUCAACGGAGGGGAGGAUUUCUUUCAGAAGAUCAUGGAUGAGACCCAAACACAGAUAGCCUGGCCGUCCAAACUGAAAAUCGGAGCCAAGUCUAAAAAAGAUCCUCACAUCAAGGUGUGCGGGAAGAGGGAGAAUGUGAGGGAAGCCAAAGACAGAAUUAUGUCUGUGCUUGACACAAAGAGUAACAGGGUAACUCUGAAGAUGGAUGUCUCCCACACGGAGCACUCUCACGUUAUUGGCAAAGGUGGCAACAACAUCAAGAGGGUGAUGGAAGAGACCGGGUGCCACAUCCAUUUCCCAGACUCUAACAGGAACAACCAGGCAGAGAAAAGCAACCAGGUGUCCAUUGCAGGGCAGCCAGGAGGGGUGGAGGCAGCUCGAGUAAAAAUAAGGGAGCUGCUCCCUCUAGUGCUGUCUUUCGAGCUUCCAGCCAUCAUGCAGUCUGAUCCCAGCUCACCCACUGUGCAGCACAUCUCGCAGACCUACAACCUCACAGUCUCUUUCAAGCCCCCGACACGCCUGUAUAGGGCCACUGGCGUGGUCCGCGGCUCACAGAAUAACGCCAAUGCCGUCAAGCGGGGUACAGCUCUGCUGUUGGAGCACUUGGCUGGUAGCCUGGCAAGCACCAUCUCAGUCACCACCCACCUGGACAUCGCCCCCCAGCACCACCUCUUCAUGAAGGGCCGCAAUGGCAGCAACAUCAAGCACAUCACCCAGAGAACGGGAGCCCAGAUCCACUUCCCUGACCCCAACAGCCCCCAAAAGAAAUCUACAGUCUACAUCCAGGGCACCAUUGAAUCGGUCUGCCUGGCACGGCAGUACCUCAUGGGCUGCUUGCCUCUGGUGCUGAUGUUUGACAUUAAAGAGGACAUUGAGGUGGAGCCCCAGUGUAUCACAGCACUAAUGGAGCAGCUGGAUGUCUUCAUCAGUAUCAAACCCAAGCCAAAACAGCCCAGCAAGUCCGUGAUUGUCAAGAGCGUGGAGAGGAAUGCGGUGAACAUGUACGAAGCCCGAAAAUUCCUCCUGGGUCUCGAGAGCAACGGAGUUUCUUCAUCCUCACCAUCUGUGGCACUGAAUCCCGCCACCAACCAAUCCCCGUCACUCAUCUGCCCCGUUGGCCUGGACAUCCUGGCCUCAGCUGGCCUGGGGCUGAGCAAUCUGGGUUUCCUGGGUGCGACGGCAGCCCACUCCCUCACCAACUCUGCUGCCCCAAACGCUGUCCUCAACAGCUUAAACUCCUCCAUGAGCCCUCUGCAGACCCCAAGCCCAAGCACCCCCACACCCUCCCCCUCCCUCUGGCCCAGUUCACUCACCAGUACCCAAGGCUUCUCAUCUCAACUAAUGCUACACCCUGCCACCCAGGCCACCCUGAGUAGCAUCCUGCUGUCAGGCGUGCAGGGUUACACACAGAGCACACCAUCCCCUCCACCUGGCCUGGCCCCCAUAGACAAGCAGCCCAACGGGGUCUCUGACUGCACCAAAGGCCCCUGCACUCUCAACGGUCAUGUCAAGCACCCUGGCUCAGUCUAUGGGAGGAUAGCGACUGCAUCACUUGCAGAAACUGUCUUGAGUCCAGCCCCAUGUGACUCGGUUCAAGAGGCCAGCGGACACAAUCCAUCAGAACCACUGUCCAGCAAGUCCAGCCCUGAUGAAGGCUCUGACACAUUUGUGGAAGUGGGAAUGCCCAGAAGCCCCUCUCACUCAGCCAAUGGGAGUGAGCUGAAGCAGAUGCUGGCUUCAUGUAAGACGUCAUCAGGGAAGCGACAAGCUGUGGAGCUCCUGCAGGGCACCAAGAACUCCCAUCUACACUCUGACUGUCUCCUCUCGGAUGCUGAGUCCAGUUCAUCAGACAGUCCUGUAGCUGAUAAGAGAGCGCCGGGUAGUGAGCGAGCAGCUGAGAGGGCAGCACAGCAGAACGAGAGGGAGAGAAUCAGACUGGCACCACAGACAUCCUUCGCCAACAUGCAGGCAUUUGACUAUGAACAGAAAAAGCUGCUAGCAACCAAAGCUAUGUUGAAGAAGCCUGUGGUGACUGAAGUGCGGACUCCCACCAAUACUUGGAGUGGCCUUGGUUUCUCAAAGUCCAUGCCAGCCGAGACAAUCAAGGAGUUGCGGAGAGCCAAUCAUGUUUCAUACAAGCCCAGCAUGAGCACCACCUACGAGGGGUCCCCGCUGUCCUUGUCUCGAUCCAGCAGCAGGGAAGGCGUGGGAAACGGCAGUGACUCCGACAACUGGCGAGAGAGGAACGGCACCGGUAACGGUCUGCCGAGCCACACCGAGUUCCCCACUGCUGUCAGCAGCCCAAAGAGGAAGCAGAACAAAUCUGUUGCAGAGCAUUAUCUCAGCAGCAGCAACUACAUGGACUGCAUCUCUUCGGUAACCGGCAGCAACGGCUGCAGCCUGAACUCGUCUCUGAAAGGUUCGGACCUGCCUGAGCUCUUCAGCAAGCUGGGCUUGGGGAAGUACACGGACGUCUUCCAACAACAAGAGAUUGACCUCCAGACAUUCCUGACUCUAACAGACCAGGACCUGAAAGAACUGGGCAUCACCACCUUCGGAGCCCGCAGGAAAAUGCUGCUCGCCAUCUCAGAACUAAACAAAAACCGGAGGAAGCUAUUUGAGCCACCCAUCAGAUCCUCCUUCCUGGAGGGGGGAGCAAGUGGUCGCCUCUCCCGUCAGUUUCACGCAGACAUGGCCAGCGUCAGUGGGCGAUGGUAGGCGCCUCCAGACCUCCAGGCUAUCCCAGAACCGUCCAUUAUGGAGACAAGCCUCCAGUGUCCUUCUGUGCCUCAGCAGCCCAAGUUUCAUCAGUUGUUUACCCUCUUUCAGCUUCAGCUGAAUUAAGACUGUUCAAAAUGUUGUCGUUGCCAUAUAGUAUAAAGAUAUAUGAAAAAAGCCAUAGUUUUACCUGAAGUGCCAACAAGAAAAAAAGGGAUUUCUCAGAUACCUGAGGUUCAGUGUUCACUCCUUAUAGAGCCAUUAAGUCUAUGUGGAGCAUUUAUAUAUGAAGGUUGUUAUUAUGGUUCCGAAGAAGGGUACUGUUCAGUAUUUCUGUCCACUUUUUUUUGUUCAUGGAACAGGCAGAAUGAUUAGUACAAUCAUUUUACACAUUGAUACUACCUGCUUUCGUACUAUGCUGUUGUAUCAGUGACAUGCACUUUAAUAAUACUAGACUUUUGCCUGUGAAAGCCUAAUUCCUUAGAUUGAAAUAAUAAUGAUAACUAUGCAUUGUUUUUGACUAAAAGCACAGAUGCAUUUUGUACCAAGCCAAAUGUCAGCACUUAGCCAGCGAGAUUAAGGCGACACCAAAUGAAGUGUAAAAUAGGUCAGCACACCAAAGUGGUGACUUCAUCAACUUUAUCAAAUAUACCAAAGGAAAGUACCAUUGUGGCCUUUGACCUUAGGCUGCCUUCAGUGUUUUGAUCGGUGGACAUUCCUCUGAGGUCAGUGUUAGGGUCCAACAGCCACCGCAGCUGUCUGUGUAUUUCUAGACAAAACAAAAAAAAAAAAAAUCUAAUAUUUUGUACUCAUUAUGCAUUACAAUUUUAUUUUUAGUUUUUAUUACCAUUUUAGGGGAAUGGGUGGGAUGUUUAACGGUAAUCAGUUUACAUAUGUAUUUUUUAUACGUUCAUGAAUGAGUUUAUAUGAUUUUGUAAUUAGAUUAUUAUUAGUGUCUUUUACUUUUUUCUGCCCCUUAAUCUGUGGAGCCGUAAUAUGGCUGUGCCAUUAGACAGCAGCAGAGAUAUGAGGCAGUUAGGCUAAGCUUUAUAGGCCUCUCUCUGAUUGUGUCAACAGGCACCACUUUCUGUGGUUUUCCUUUGCUGUUUGUUUAUAGUACAUGGUCUUUUAUCUCAUUUGUUAUUUUUGUCAGUGUUGGCCUCCCUGUGGCCCCUUCUGUAUGCCUAAAAAUCUCACAAAGCACUCCUUCAUGUAUCCGGAACAUGAGUUGCUACGCUAGAACUGUGUGCCUUUUUUUUGUCUUCCUAUUCACUGGUUGUCCCAUUUAGAGCAAGGAAAGUCCUUUAACAGAGCAAGGCCAUGACUUUGUAGCGAAAAGUGCCAAUGUACAUAACUAGUUUUUCAGCAGGGAGAUAUUUCGCUAAGAACACUAAUAUUUUGGUCUGAAUUUGACCUUACUCUCCAAAAAGGAGGUGCAUCACACAAAGAACCAGUUUAUUCACAGCCAACUUGUUUCAUAUGAGCAUUUCUACCAGAGACGCCAAUCAGAAACCAAAACCAUCUGAAGGAAUACGAGAUUUAAGAUGAAAACAAAUAAAAAUCAGGAAUUUUCUAGUAUCAGUCGGGCAGUCUAAUAUCCAGAAAAACCUGGUUAAGCACUGUUUAAUGAAGUAACAGGAUUAUGUAUGCAUUAGCAGAGUUUAUCAUCAAAAGUUUUUGUUGUUCUGGGCUUCUGUAUCAUGUUCAGUCAUGUGUUUAGAAAAGGAAAUCGUCCUUUCCAACAGUUCAUUAACUUUGGAUAACUGAUAUGUUUUUUUGUGUGAUGUUCUUAAGAUUUAUCUUAGGAUUUAACCUACAAGCCAAUCCAUUUUCAAGGUCCUUAGAAUUUUGUAUCAAGUGCAAUUAAGAGCCUUUUUGUAAAGUUUUUUUCUUUUUUUUGGGAAAAUUUGUUUAUAUUUUCAGUACAGUAAGUAUUAAAGCUAAGACUGAAGAAUUUCUUAUCUUAGUUUAAAUGAGAGUACAGUGUAUAAAAUCUAUUGGGUAUGUAGAGGACGCUUCUGAGAAAUUAUCACCUGUCGAGUGCAUGAAGAUUUAUCUCGACAAACUAUGACAGAAAGUAACAGCAGUCCUCAUAUAAUCUCAAACAGAGAAGUCAACAAUUUGUUGCCUCUCUUCAAUUCACAAUGAUUUCCUUUAAGGUGAUCUGUUGUUUAUCGUGUUUUAACCACUUUCCACCCUCCCUUGCUUCUGAUUUGAGCCAUUCUCAAUGUGGUUGUCAAGUUAAUAACACUAUACUAAAUAAUAUUCUGACAUGGUUGCCGACGCCAACCAGGUACUUGUCUUUUUUUUUUUCUUGAAGUCUUAAAAAUAAGAGAUUGAGAGGGAGAUAGCUAAUCUAGAAAGGGAAUCUUUAUCCUGAGAGGAAACCCGGGGCCGGUUCGCCCCCACUCAUCAUGGUACUACAUUGAAACUGUUGAGCACUGAUUCUCCCAGUGCUGUGACUCGUGUUCUUGCCUAGCAGACAUUUGUUUUCAUCCCUAGCCAAGUUCACCUUGUUCGGAUGUGUUUGCUCGGGGGGCAGUAGAGGUUCUUGUCUUAUCAAGUGAAUGUUGUUUUAAAAAAUAUUGAUGCAUGUUAUUGCAGAUUUAUUGCGGAUCAAUGAAGGGACUGUUGUGGAAAAUAAAGAUGGAUUCACAGAGAGAGAA
Messenger RNA from Thunnus maccoyii (southern bluefin tuna), 5908 nucleotides. Its product is annotated as protein bicaudal C homolog 1-like. Gene Ontology annotation, cellular component: cytoplasm. The record is from RefSeq and is a predicted model, not a curated record. Bases 315 to 3242 code for a protein of 975 amino acids. Lineage: Eukaryota; Metazoa; Chordata; Actinopteri; Scombriformes; Scombridae. Gene Ontology annotation, molecular function: RNA binding; protein binding. The transcript is spliced from 21 exons.